Molecule: messenger RNA, 1965 nt
Organism: Tupaia belangeri chinensis (Chinese tree shrew)
Lineage: Eukaryota; Metazoa; Chordata; Mammalia; Scandentia; Tupaiidae
Gene: STX12
Product: syntaxin 12
Exons: 8
Coding region: 9-707 (232 amino acids)
Biological process (GO): autophagosome assembly; intracellular protein transport; vesicle fusion
Cellular component (GO): SNARE complex; endomembrane system; synaptic vesicle membrane
Molecular function (GO): SNAP receptor activity; SNARE binding
Source: RefSeq, a predicted model, not a curated record
CCGCUCAGAUGAAGAGUUUGAUGAGCCAACUAGGAACCAAGCAGGACUCGAGCACGCUGCAGGAGAACCUGCAGCAGCUGCAGCACUCCACCAACCAGCUGGCCAAGGACACCAACGAGCUGCUGAAGGAGCUGGGGCCCCCGGCCCUGCCCCUGCCCGCCGCGGCACAGCGCCAGCAGAGGCUCCAGAAGGAGCGCCUCAUGACCGAGUUCUCCGCAGCCCUGAGCAGCUUCCAGGCCGUGCAGCGACGCGUGUCGGAGUGGGAGAGGGAGAGUGUCGCCCGCGCCAGAGCCGGGUCUCGCCUUGCUGCGGAGGAGCGGCAGAGAGAGGGGCAGCUCGUCUCCUUUGACAGCCACGAGGAGUGGAGCCAGGUGCAAGGCCAGGAGGAGGAGGUGGCUGUCACUGAGCAGGAGCUGGAGCUCAUCAAGGAGAGGGAGACGGCAAUUCGGCAGCUGGAGGCCGACAUUCUGGACGUCAACCAGAUAUUUAAAGACCUGGCCAUGAUGAUCCACGACCAAGGUGAUCUGAUUGAUAGCAUAGAAGCCAAUGUGGAGAGCUCAGAAGUGCAUGUCGAAAGAGCCACUGAUCAGCUACAGCGAGCCGCCUACUACCAGAAAAAGUCCCGCAAGAAGAUGUGCAUCCUGGUGCUUGUCCUGGCAGUGAUCAUUGCAGUCUUGGCCUUCAUCUUCUGGCUGGUUUACAAAUGAAGCGUGUCUGACCUUCUCCCACUGAGCAGUGUGAGGGCGAGCACCUGUGGGAAGUCUGCCAGAGCAGGCGGGUCACAAGAACGGAGCUUGCACCAGAACUCCUCGUCACGUAGGUAGAGACUGACUGCGGCCUCGGCCGUGGAGCUGUUGACCCGUGGGCAGUAUUUAUCAAUCUACAUGUACGUCGUAUUGACUCUUAAAUGAGGUGUUAACUACUGUGGGGUUUAUUUUCUCUUCUAUUCUGGUUUUUCUCCAUCCCAAGUGUGUACUGAAAAUUCCAUUCUAGAAAUUUUUUGACAGGUGACACUACAGUCUUGAAAUAUGUGUAUACAAAACUCACCUUUUUACUAGCAGCUGAGAUAGGAUCACUCUCUGGCACCCCGCAUACUGGAGUCUAUCAGGAACCAUGUAAUGGCCAGCGGUUUUUAUUUAACAUUUUAAUUUGAGAUUCUCAGACGUCUGUUCUGUUUUGAAAGAUCUGGGCACUUGAACUGGACAGUGAAAAAUUGCGCGUGGUCCCCGUGAAAGGCAACACACUGGAGCUGGCCCGGCGUUGGGCUGCAUGUCACUUACCCGGCUGCAAGGCCCCGUCGCCAUGGCAGCACAUGUGCACACACACUAAGCCAUCAGGCUCGUUUUGUACAGGUCCGCUUUAUAGCACUGUAGUCUGGGCCGCUGCCCCACCCGUCUGCACAGGAAGGGGAUUAGGUACAGUAUGCUUUUGGAAGGCAAGUAGGAGCUGUUGGCAAUGAUGACUGUCGUCAUUCACACAUGGCUCUGCAUUCCUGGUGGUGGUGAUGUGGCUGUCAGACGCACGCCCGUGCCCUUGAAGGGCUGUUGGGCAUCGGAUGGCAGGAAGACCGUAAAAGCUAGACUGAGCGGCGUGAAGCUCAGGCUGUGGACCCAGCAAUAAAGCAGAGCAGAGGUUCAUUUUUGUAAAUGAGACUCAUCUGCAGUAGUCCUGUUAGACUCAUCCUAAUUUACAAACAAGAGAUCAAUCUCCACGCACAGUUUUAGACAAAAAAAGUUCCAAUAAAAGAUUGCUGCUUUUAAUAUAAAUGUUGUCCACGUCCCUUUUUCAUGAGCCUGGAACAGUGUCAGUGCACCCUCCGGCUCCCCUGAGAUAGAUAUUUACGUCUACUCCCCCUUUCCCGACAGUGCCACUCCGUUUCUUGCUAAACUAAUAUGAAAAUAGGAAAACAGAUUUUUCACACUCCUACUUUUCCACGUUUGAUGUAAAUAAACAUGUAAAAACCUU